This is a messenger RNA of Baudoinia panamericana UAMH 10762, 1089 nucleotides long. RefSeq lists its product as uncharacterized. The record is from RefSeq and is a predicted model, not a curated record. The transcript has 2 exons. Bases 1 to 1089 code for a protein of 362 amino acids. NCBI's taxonomy places the organism in Eukaryota, Fungi, Ascomycota, Dothideomycetes, Mycosphaerellales, Teratosphaeriaceae. Gene Ontology annotation, molecular function: oxidoreductase activity.
AUGCCGCGAGCCAUCACUAUCCGCAAGGUAGAUGGUAAACCUGGUCAAGUCUACUAUCCCCUCGACUAUAUCCAGCUCCCCGAACCGCAGCCCAAAGAGAACGAGGUCGUGGUAAAGAUCACAGCCGCAGCGCUUAACCAUCGUGACCUCUUCCUGCGACAGCAUCUCUACCCUGGUACCACUUUCGGUGUACCGUUACUCGCAGAUGGCGCGGGCGUUGUGAUAGCCACUGGCUCGGGCUCCGAAGCGCAGAAGUGGAAGGGCAAGCGGGUGGUCUUAAACCCAGGUACUGGUUGGAAAGAUGAUCCCGAAGGUCCUGAGUCCCCGAAAGGCUACGCCAUUCUUGGUGGCACGAAGAUGAACCCUCUCGGCACGCUUGGUGAGACAGUCACAAUUGAUGCAAGCGAGCUUGAGGAGGCUCCUUCGCAUCUCUCCAGCGUAGAGGCGGCUGCUCUACCUCUAGCUGGCUUGACUGCAUGGCGAGCAACGAUGACGAAGACGGGCAGUGCGAAGCCCGGUCGUAACAUUUUGAUCACUGGCAUUGGCGGUGGCGUAGCGCUGAUGGCAUUGCUCUUCGCUGUUGCUGCAGGUGCAAACGUAUACGUGAGCAGUGGUAGCGAGGAGAAGUUGAGGAAAGCAAAGGAGCUAGGUGCGGUGGGCGGUGUCAACUAUAAGGAGUCUGGCUGGGAGAAGAAGCUCCAAGCGCAACUUCCUAAGGACCGACAAAUGCUUGACGCUAUCAUCGAUGGCGCUGGUGGCGAUGUGGUCGCGAUGGGGGCGAAGUUGCUUCGGCCUGGUGGCGUUAUUGCACAGUAUGGUAUGACUGUCAGCCCCAAGAUGUCUUGGUUGAUGAGUGCUGUGCUCAAGAACAUCGAGCUCCGUGGCUCAACGAUGGGCUCCAGGAAAGAGUUCGCUGACAUGGUUAAGUUCGUGGGCCAGAAGCACUUGAGGCCCGUCGUGUCGCGUGUCGAAGGUGGUCUGGAUAACUUGGACGGAAUCAACAGUCUGUUCGAAGACAUGAAGAGUGGCAGUCAAUUUGGCAAGCUUGUCGUCGAGGUUGCCAAAGAGCGCGAAGUCAGCAAGCUCUAA